ACCACGCCGCCUUGAGGUUAGAAUCGCUGAAAAACUCUUGUCUACUGAUAAAAGUUCAAAGCCUUCCACACUUUGUAUAUUCUAAAUUCUAAUUACCCGUGUCAAAGUGAGGUAUUUGUGAAUUUUUCAAUUGUAUAAUUUUCCUCCUGUCCAUCGCAUUCAAUUAUUUGGUCGUUAAUUUUGCAGGAAAGCCACCCAGUUCAUUGAUCAUUUUCCUACCUCAGUGAGCCGCUAUCCGUCUGACCAAUUUUAAAAAUGAACGGGAUCAGGAGAAUGAGAUGCUUGAACUCCACUUUAUGGAAAAGCUUCUCCAGCAGUUCAACUCAAUACAGUGCAGCAGCAGCCAUCCCAGUUCCAAAACUAGAAAGCGAUGAAAGUGUUUCCCCAAAAAUAGAAAAGUUAGUGUCUGAGAUCUCCCAGUUAAAUCUACUUGAAGUUUCGGAGCUCAGUGGAGCAUUGAAGAAGCGCCUGAAUUUACCUGAUGCCCCAAUGAUGCCAGUUGGUAUGAUGGCACAAGCUGCUGCGCCAAAGGAAGAAGAAGAGGAAGAGGCACCUGUUGAAACAAAGCAGAUGCUAUUCAAAGUUAAAUUGGUGAAGUAUGAUGAGAAGCAGAAAGUAUCCCUAAUCAAAGAAAUAAAAUCACUUCUAGAAGGAAUGAACUUAGUCCAGGCCAAGAAAUUUGUGGAAUCAGCACCUGCGGUCGUUAAAGCAGACCUUCCAAAAGAAGAUGCUGAGAAAUUGAAAGAAGCCCUCCAGAAAGUUGGUGCUGAAGUAGCAAUAGAAUAGUUGUUUGUUACUGAUUUUUUAAUUUUUAAGUUUUAUGUACAGUUAGUUUUUUAGUCAUGAAAAAUUUCUUACCUUUUGAAAAAUGAAAUAAACUUAUCCAAGUGUCAA
Messenger RNA from Bemisia tabaci, 894 nucleotides. RefSeq names its product mitochondrial ribosomal protein L12 (gene mRpL12). NCBI's taxonomy places the organism in Eukaryota, Metazoa, Arthropoda, Insecta, Hemiptera, Aleyrodidae. The record is from RefSeq and is a predicted model, not a curated record. Gene Ontology annotation, cellular component: mitochondrial large ribosomal subunit; ribosome. Gene Ontology annotation, molecular function: structural constituent of ribosome; mRNA binding. Gene Ontology annotation, biological process: translation.